This is a messenger RNA of Mizuhopecten yessoensis (Yesso scallop), 8361 nucleotides long. RefSeq names its product potassium channel subfamily T member 2-like. Gene Ontology annotation, biological process: potassium ion transport. The transcript has 33 exons. Bases 1515 to 5912 code for a protein of 1465 amino acids. Lineage: Eukaryota; Metazoa; Mollusca; Bivalvia; Pectinida; Pectinidae. The record is from RefSeq and is a predicted model, not a curated record. Gene Ontology annotation, molecular function: intracellular sodium-activated potassium channel activity. Gene Ontology annotation, cellular component: membrane.
GAAAGCUAAACCAUCAAAUUGCGGAAACACCCACAAAUGAUAAAACAAUUUUAAUAUAUAUGCAAUUUUUCUUCGAAGAUUCGGCCGACUGGAUUUUACAUUAUUGCGCUUCUGAUGAGAUUUAUGUGGGUGAUUCACGGUCAUUGUGUGUGUGCAUAUAUAGUUGUGGACUAGGGAUUUAUUUUAGAUUUCCACUGUAGGAAAUGUAUACCAAUGGGUUGACGAUAUCUGCGUUGGCUUACUGCUUAGUCGUCACCUUGUGGUGAUGGUGUGUUUGCUGGACACAGGUGCUUUACAUAGUUUGACAAUAUUGUGAGAAGGCUGCCUGUAAAAUGUGUUUCGCAAAAAGUGACAUGUACAUGCAUUCACAUUUCUGAACUUGUAAAACGUUUAUUUUAGAAUUUGAUUUAAAAAGGAGUUUUAAACCUAGCUUUCACUGCAUUCUGUAAUGAGGAUUUUAUCAGAGCGUUUGUAAGUCUGUAGACAUGGACUGGUAAAACCUGAGCUUUCUGAUUUACGUAUACCUGUUACAUAAUUUUGUGCAGCCGAUUUGGAGAUGUUUUCAUGAUCAACAUGUGACUGCUGUACCAGGGUUGAUAUAUUGUUGUCUUGGCAUAUGAUAUACGGAAAUACAACCCGCACUCGCUCCUGUUGUAAAGUUUUUAGGGAUUACUAUAGAUAUUCAGGAUACCAUUUUGAUGUGUUGCCUAACGUUGAAAGGAAGAAGAGAUUUUUUUUAUUUAUUAUUUAAUUUUGUCGUUAGAGGAAGAUGACAUUGAAAUAUUCUUCAUUGUAUGCUCUUUAAUAGAAUUUCACCUAUUCAAAAACUCAGUCACUGCAAUUAAUAUGGUUGGUUAGUUUUAAAUGUCAUAGUUGAACAUGUAGGAUUUUAUUUUUAAUGCGAGGAGCAAAAUAGCUAUUUACCUUGUGUAUAUGAAAUCUGUCACUAUGUACAUGUGUCGUGCUGUGAUUAUAACACACAUUUAUUAAGUCUGGAAACCUUAAUUGAAGUAAUUAUUUCAUUGUGGAUUUAAUCCCAAGUGUGUCUGCUGUCGUCACGUUUUGUCUGAGUAGGGAAUGAUUCAAGGUGAUAAUUUCACUGGGACUUCAUCUUUGUAGAAUCAAGUGACUGUUUCACACUCUAAGUGAUGAAAACUCGGCCUGAAAUCAAGAGACAGCUUUGAAUUACUUCCUUGUGUGCUCAUGUCCUCAUGAUUUGAAGAAAUGCUGUCGGAAAGUUGUCAAAUUUUAAUUUAUGUAGUGGAGAUCACUUGCCUUCACUGUUUUGAACAGCAUUUUAAGCUUUUACUUGGGAAAAAUUGAAGAAACUGAACAGAAUUAAUGAAGACUUGGAUUUAAGUUUGUAUUUCAAAUUUUGACUGUUUAUCUCAUGUGACAAAUACCAUUAAAUGUUUCAUAUGUGAUAAAUCUUCAAUAAGUGAAUUUACAUUUGUGUUUCAAGGUUUGUGCUAUUACGCAUAUAUGAGAAAUAACAUUUGAUAUAAUUUUCAAUCAUGUUUCCCUUGAUGGGAAAUAAGCUGAAGCGGUCAGCCUCUGGCGGACUCAUAAACAAUAAUAAUGGUAGCUACAAUGAUAGUCUACCAGGACUGGGCACUGAUGAUGAUUACAUGUCCAAUGUCACACAGAACAUGAGGACCAUGGUCCUAAACACCAAAAUUCUAGGGGCCUGUCUUCUGAUGGGGGACAAGAAGGAGGACAUGGCUUCAGGCAGGAAGGAUGUCUGUGACGGCAUUGACCUGAAAUGGAUGUACGACUCGGAUGACUCAGACGACAAUGAAUGGAAGCGCCGAGGUUCUAAAGUACAUCGUCGGGUUGGACAGUCGGGCUCUAUAGCCAUAGACUCACCAGUUCACGGCUCCGCUCCUGUCAAGGACCUCAGUCACGAGGUAUCAUUCCGUGGCCGGCUACGCAAGAUCAUCAUCAGGAACUCAAAGGCCAGAUUAAUAGGUACAAUAUUUGACAUCACAAUAAAGAGCGUGAUGUGUUUACUCUACAUCCUCCGAGUUCAACUUGACAACCACACUACAUACCAUUGUGGGGGUGAGGCAUGUUUAAACAAUUCACUACCUGAUGUCAACCCUUCAAAUACAGAGGAUGGUAUGGUACACUCUUCCGCGGCCAUCAACUGGCAUGUGUUGCUGUGGGUACACCGCCCCCUACCCCUGUGGAUUGUACAGGUAGUACUCUCCAUGGCCACUUUUGUAAAGGCCUUGAUUUUCAUUUUUAUAGCAAAGGGAAACCAGUCCAGAUUUGACACUAUGCUCCAGUCUAGGUUUAUCCUGGAAUUUUUUUGCUCGGCACCUCUCAUUUUCACGGUGUGCUAUCCACUGCUGUUCAGAAACCUGUUUGUACCCUCCUUCCUCAACUGUUGGCUGGCUAGGUUUGCCCUGGAAAAGUUGUUUAAUGACCUUCACAUCACCAAACAGAGGUUCCAGGAAAUCUCUGUGACUUUGUCACAACAGCUGUUUAUCCUCGUCGUCACACUCUUUUGUCUUAUCUUCACCACGGUGUGUGGAGUCCAGCACAUACAGAGAUCCAGUCUGGAAUCCCCUCUCACCAUGUUUGAGUCGUUUUACUUCACCAUCGUCACCUUUUCCACCGUCGGUUACGGAGACAUCUCCCCAGAUAUCUGGCUCGGUCAGGUGUUCAUGGUCCUGAUGAUUUGUAUAGCCUUCGCUUUCAUCCCACGUCAGGUAGAGGUAAUUGGCUCCACCUGGAUGGAAAGACAACGAGCCGGAGGUGUGUACAGUCGUCGUGAGGCGGAAGGCAACAAACAUGUGAUUGUGUGUUGUCAGCAGUUCUCCUCCGAGGCCGUCAUGGAUUUCCUCACUGAAUUUUAUGCUCAUCCUAAACUUGAGGAGCACACGGUAAUACUGCUCGGGUCUAACGAGUUGGGCAGUAGUAUGCAGAUGAUCAUACGUGACCCCAAAUGGGCUAACAGAGUCAUCUAUAUGAGGGGGUCAGCUCUCAAGGACAUUGACCUCAAACGGUGCAGGAUAAACAAGGCGGAGGCAUGUUUUGUUUUGCCGCCUGGUAACUGUACAGACAAGGACAAAGCGGAUAAGCAUACUAUUUUGCGCUCCUGGGCUGUGAAGGAUUUCGCCCCGAAGUGUCAGCAGUACAUUCAGCUGUUUAGGGUUGAGAAUAAGAUGCACGUGAGAUUUGCAGAACAUGUGGUCUGUGAAGACGAGUUUAAGUAUGUCCUACUGGCCAACAACUGUCUGUACCCCGGCCUGUCUACACUGGUGUCACUGUUGAUGCAUACUUCCACAGGAUAUGAGGGCUCCUUAGCAACAGAAACGUGGCAGCAGAUUUAUGGUCAACACUCAGGAAAUGAAAUAUACCACAUCCAGCUUGGUAAGAGUACCUUCUUCAGUCAAUACGAAGGCAAGAAGUUCACUGAGGCAUCAGCCGACGCUCAUAAACGGUAUGGUGUUACGUUACUAGGGAUCCUAGAUGUGGAGAAUGUGACGGGGGAGCCUCGGCUACAGCUCAACCCAGGCAUGCACUGUUACCUCAAGAAAACAGACUUCUGUUUCUACAUGAGCAUAACAAAGGAGGAAUACUCUAAAAUCAAAACUCAGGAUGAUAGUAAGGAGAAGACGAAGACUGAGAGAGAAAAGAAAUAUGAACAUGUGGUCUGUGAGGAUGAGUUUAAGUAUGCCCUACUGGCCAACAACUGUCUGUACCCAGGCCUGUCUACACUGGUGUCACUGUUGAUGCAUACUUCCACAGGAUAUGAGGGCUCCUUAGCAACAGAAACGUGGCAGCAGAUUUAUGGUCAACACUCAGGAAAUGAAAUAUACCACAUCCAGCUUGGUAAGAGUACCUUCUUCAGUCAAUACGAAGGCAAGAAGUUCACUGAGGCAUCAGCCGACGCUCAUAAACGGUAUGGUGUUACGUUACUAGGGAUCCUAGAUGUGGAGAAUGUGACGGGGGAGCCUCGGCUACAGCUCAACCCAGGCAUGCACUGUUACCUCAAGAAAACAGACUUCUGUUUCUACAUGAGCAUAACAAAGGAGGAAUACUCUAAAAUCAAAACUCAGGAUGAUAGUAAGGAGAAGACGAAGACUGAGAGAGAAAAGAAAUAUGCUAUGAUGGCAUCAGAGCUCCAGAGAUUUAUAGAAGCCCAUGGCGACGAUGAGGAAUCAGAUGGCGAGGAGAGUGUAUUCAACACACUUAGCUCCCAGGCUGGGUUAGAACUCAAAAAGCAGCUCCUGUUAGAUGUGCCAGGGGAGCCUACUCCGGACAACAUCAACCUCCUCAGCCACAAUGCUGAUGUGACAGACGCAAGUGCCAACAUCAAACUUCAGCAGAUGAUGGACGACAUUGGACAAAAUGAAGUUAUUACUGGUUCACCACCUGUAACACUGUACGCGGGCACAAAAAACACACGCUGCUACCUUGUCAAGAAGGAGCGACCACUUUGCUGUCUGAGGUGGGGAGAGGAUUGUGAGCACUGUAACUUCAAGAAUGCCAAUGAACAGCGAUGGCAGGGGCGCCUCAUUAUCCUGUCUACAGAGAGGCCACAUUCUGGUAUCUACAACUUCAUCGUACCUCUGAGGUCACAGUUUAUCAACAUAGUCUCCCUCAGUCCUAUAAUACUACUGCUGGAGAUGGAACCGGACAGCUUAUUUCUGGAGACCAUCGCCAUGUUCCCCAUGGUCUAUUGGAUGAAAGGUUCACUCAAUGUGGAUGACCUACUGAUGGCCGGAAUACAAAAGUCCAGUCACCUUGUGGUCACUAAUCGUGAGUGUAAGGACGCUGUGGAGACAGAGAAUGUUCUGGUCGACUCAGAGACCAUCGUCGCUGUACAGACUGUCUACAAACUUUUCCCGAAUGCAAAUAUCAUCACUGAACUGGACAAAGCGUCCAACAUGCGGUUCAUGCAAUUUCAGGCACAUGAUCACUAUGCACAGAAAAUCUCCAAACUUGAGAAGAAACUAAAGGAACACAUGAGGACAACUUUGACCCAUAUUUUCCGUCUCCCCUUUGCUGCGGGCCGCGUUUUCAGUGGGAGUAUGUUGGACACACUUCUCUAUCAGACAUUUGUAAAAGGAUACCUGAUCAAGUUUGUGCGGCUGUUGCUCGGGAUUGAUGCUGAAAUGAAUUCUGGUCACCUGUCUAGUAUCAAAGUGAAGCGCCCAGUUCUUGCCAAGUAUAGGACAUAUGGAGAUUUAUACCAGGGCUUGUGUUCAAUGACGGGGGAAGUCCCUGUCGCUAUUUAUAGAACUGAGAAAAGGAAACUUGUAGAUGACCAAGAGGAUGAUAAUCCAGAGAAUAACAACAAGUCAGCGGAACAGAAAGGCCAGACACGGAGAACAUCAACGACCAAGAAGAUGUCUCUCAACAUCAAACAGUUCUACGAGAAGUCGGAGAAGGAUGACGUUUCAGAUCUGGUCAGGAACAGGAUGAAAUCUCUAGAGAUGGAUACUCUGAGCUUUAGUGAGCAUGACGAGACGGAUACACCUGUAUCCUAUGUUAUCCUCAAUCCUCACCCACAGAGGAAGCUGAGGAAGGGAGAUUUGGUGUAUGUUAUACAACCAAGCUCCAUGUUCGCCAUUCCCUCCAAGGUGUACAAAUCGAAAGGUCGCCGAAGAGCAAUGUCGUACAAGACUUCCAGUACGGUCGAAUUAACUAAGCAUGCCCAGUAUCGUUCAAGAAGCCACUCUGUUGACGAUGGAAUCAGUUGUGCAACAGCGUUAGGGUCAGAACUGGUGGGUAAUCUACGCGAUAGUUUAGGGGAUGGACAAGGACGCGAGUCAGCGCCAAUACUUGGCAUCGGGCAAGGAAAUGAAAACGUCAGUGCAGUGCCACAGAUUGUAGUCACAAAGGCCAAGACAGGGAAAGUGUUCACCACUGAACCAACACCAGAAUUGGCAAUGCUUUAAUUAAGCAUUCAAGAUUUAUUGAAUCUGUUGGUAUUCGUGAUUGAAUUUGAGAUUCUUCAAAAUUCAUUAUACAGACACCAAUGACAGAUUAAUCCCACGUUUUACCUUGUAAAAUUCCACUGUAUGAAUUGCCUUAGGUUGAUAAAUGAGUGGAAUGAUGUCAUAAUACAACCAGACUGAAGUAUUUUGGGAAAUAUACUUUUACAACAGUGACUAAAGUGCAGGUAUGUGGAUAAUCCUCACUACUUUAACUCAGUCACCCCUACAUAUUUAAAAUGGACUUGCCGAGUCCUUGAUUUUGUAAUGUUCAAAUGUGACUUCAGGGGUAUAAAUGGGUUAAAUUGUCCAUCUAAAUACACAGCAUACGAUAUAACAUUCUGUGUGUGAAUAGUGAUACACAGAUUUGUGUUACAUUUGCUGUAUCACUGUUGUAAGAUGGUAAAGCCCUGUAAUAAAGCUGUUAUGAACUUAAACUCAUGAACCCCUACAUAUUUAAACUGGACUUGCCCAGUCUUGGAUUUAGUAAGGUUCAAAUGUGACUUUAGGGGUGAAGGGUUAAAGACACAGAUGUAAUCCUGAUAUGGUCAUCUAAGGGACAUCACGAAAAUUUAUAAGGAAUCAAAACUCCCAAAAUCUAUUAUUCAUCAAGAUUUGUAUCAUAAGUUUCAAUGUUGUAGGAAAACAGUUUACCAGACACUAUAUAGGGUUUUAUUUGUACUGCUCUGAUAAAGUGUUACUGAGUGUAAUGGCACUGUAGAGCACAUUCAGUAUUGUACUAGCCUAUUAGCAAGGUUGUAGGUCAUUUCUCUAGGCAACAGGAUGUGGUUGUCUCCUUGAGCAAGGUAUUUGACUAGAUCUUUUUGUUCAAUUUCAUUUAUGUGGAGUGUAGCAUGUUACAGUCUGGGUUGGGUGUUACGGUUUUCUGUGCUGUAUGUACAUUAUCAAAGGAAUAUUAGACGUUUCUGUCUAUUAAGUGCUUUAGAAUAAUUUUCAUAAAUAAAGCUUAGAGUACUAUAUAAAUAUUGUAUGAUUAAUAUAAUAAAAAUAUGUCCAUGAACUUUUUUAACGAAGUUGCUGAAAAACCUAAAAUUUGAAGUUUGAUUCAGACACGUUUAUGUUUAUAUUUGUAGCUCAAGUUUAUUGCUGGUUGUAAAUUAGAUAUCUGGUGGGAUCAAAGAAAUUAUGUGCAUCAUUUUCACAUUCAGAUGCUUUAGAAUCAAUGGCUGCCUCCAAUUAAUUUUUGCAUUAAAACAUCCAAUCAAUGUGCUAGGAGUAGAACAUCCAUUAUAUCAGUUUUCCUACAUCUCAAAUGGAUAAUAUUUGGUUUAGAUUAUUACAUUAAGUUCUAUUUUUAUUGACAUCAAUUCAGUGAAGUGUAUUUUUGUGUCCUCUACGGACAGCAAAUUACUGGCUUAGUUGUUAACCAUUAUUUAAGAAACAGUUGAUCAUCCUCUGUACUUUUUGUAUUACAAUAUCACAAAAAAAUGAUCAUUUUGAGAACUAUGCAAUAGUGAAAGUUUCAUUUUUAUUGAUACAUGUGUGCUUUGAAUAUAUAUACCUCGGUCAGUUUGAAUAGGCGGAUAGUUCGAACAUAUAUAAAUGUACAGUUAUCUACAAUUUGUGAAGUCAAUACACUCAAGAGAUUAAUAUUUUGGACAGGUGGUUGUAUGGUACAUUUUAUAUUUUAUCUCAUAUACAUGUAGAUCUAUAGUAAUAGGCAUAAUACUCAAACCACUGUUAUUUUAUAUCAUCAUGUGUAUAAAUGUUUAUAUAGUAAUGUGUUAUUAUAUAUAUAAUUAGUAGAUCUGGCCGGAAGGGCCAAGGGAGGGGAGGUUGUUGCAUUUCUAAUUUUUGAUACUAAGAUUUCAUUUAAAAUCAAAUGAUGUUGUAUUUUGAAAGUUUUUAAAAAUUCUGUUCAUAUGUUAAUGUUUGAUUAUUCAUUCCAUAUUAUAAUUUAUGUCCAUGAAAAAAUACCUGUAUUAUUGUCACACAAAGAAAAUUUAAUACUACUGCCAAUAUUGCCUACUGUACAUAUAAAACAAGUAUAUAACUAUCAUCUAUGUUUGUAUAUUUCUGUAAUAUGUAUGUAAUUAUGCAUUUCAAACUGACAUUUUCUUGUUAACUUCAUAUGAAGUAUUUUUUAAUCUAUGUGAAAUUGUACUAGAAGUUACUGAAUACCGGAUAAUUUGCGCUGCAGUUAAAUUUUCACCGUUUUCGCCCUCUGUUAAUAAAGCAAAUUGAUUGUUACAGGGAAUUUAAGUAAACAGCAGGAUAAACAUAGCAAUUUAAUGUGAAGGCCGAAAUUAAAACUGGACGAAUAUGGAUUUUAACGGCGAAGGGCAAAAAAUAACUGGGCAAAAAAUUCACAGUAUACAGUAUGUUUUAUAACUUUCCAUCAUUUUUUUUCAAAAUUUCAGAUUCAAGUUUUUGCAUCAAAAAUUAUGACAGU